Molecule: messenger RNA, 1423 nt
Organism: Gossypium raimondii (Peruvian cotton)
Lineage: Eukaryota; Viridiplantae; Streptophyta; Magnoliopsida; Malvales; Malvaceae
Product: galactinol synthase 1
Exons: 3
Coding region: 114-1127 (337 amino acids)
Molecular function (GO): glycosyltransferase activity
Source: RefSeq, a predicted model, not a curated record
AAAGAAAUUGACCCCAUAAGCAAAGCUUAUAACUGUAAGAGCUCUCUUCAGUCCUCCUCCAUCAGUGAUCUCAAUCUCCAUCCUAUAUAUCUCACCAAGUAACACACACUCCCAUGGCUCCUGAACUGGUUCAAGCAGGUGUUAAACCAACUGUGUUGGCUAAACCAGUCACCUUGCCCAAGCGAGCUUACGUUACCUUCUUGGCUGGCGAUGGAGAUUACGUGAAAGGCGUUGUAGGGUUAGCCAAAGGGUUAAGGCAGGUGAAAUCCGCAUACCCUUUAGUGGUUGCCGUUUUGCCCGACGUUCCCGAGGAGCACAGGCGGAUCCUGGAGAACCAGGGGUGUAUCGUCCGAGAGAUCGAACCCGUUUACCCGCCCGAGAAUCAGACCCAGUUCGCCAUGGCUUACUACGUCAUCAACUAUUCCAAGCUCCGUAUUUGGAAGUUCGUGGAGUACAGUAAGAUGAUAUACCUGGACGGGGAUAUUCAGGUGUACGAGAAUAUUGAUCACCUAUUCGACUUGCCUGACGGGCAAUUCUAUGCAGUAAUGGACUGUUUCUGUGAGAAAACGUGGAGUCAUACCCCACAAUUCAAGAUCGGUUACUGCCAACAGUGCCCUGACAAGGUCAAGUGGCCCGCCGAGAUGGGUCAGCCACCUGCACUUUACUUCAAUGCUGGCAUGUUUGUGUUUGAGCCCAGUCUUACCACCUAUGAAAACCUCUUGGCUACUCUUAAAAGCACCCCUCCUACCCCAUUUGCCGAGCAGGACUUUUUGAACAUGUACUUUAAGGACAUUUACAAACCAAUUCCUUUGGUCUACAACCUGGUUCUCGCCAUGUUAUGGCGUCAUCCCGACAACGUGGAGCUUGACAAAGUGAAGGUUGUUCACUACUGUGCAGCGGGAUCGAAGCCAUGGAGGUACACAGGGAAAGAAGAGAACAUGCAAAGAGAAGACGUGAAGAUGUUGGUUCAGAAAUGGUGGGAUAUUUACAACGACGAGUCUCUUGAUUACGAAAAACCAACCAUUGGUGAAGGACAGGCGGCAGAGUCGGUGAACAUGCAGCCGUUCCUGGUGGCACUCUCAGAAGCUGGUGCAGUCCAAUACGUAACGGCCCCAUCAGCGGCUUAAUAAUAAACAACAUGGCCAGCUCUGUUUUAGAAGAACAACGAUCCAAAAAAAAAAAAACUACUACUAAACGUAUAGCUGUAGAGAAAAAGUAAGCAAUGUCCUUUUCCCUAGAGAGGUUAAGGAAUAAAAGCUAUUAGGUUUUGCUUUUCUUUUCUUUCUUUCUCUUUUUUUACUUGAUGAUGAAGUUUAUGAUACCAACUUGUGGUGUGGUGUCCGAGUUGGAAAUGUGUGUUUUAAUUCCCAAACGAGUCCUAUUAAUGAAAGUGAAGGGUCUGCAGAAAUGGACCAUAUUGUAA